AUCUUUUGUAGAACCGCCCAGAAAUUCCUAAAACUCUUCCGUCACCGACCUCCUUUUCGAACACCGCCUUUGGGUGUUUUUUCCAAACCCUUACUUCACCGGCGGCUGCAUCUUCUUCAUUGCAUCACCCUUUUCGCCUGGUUAGAUUUAUCGUAGAUUGGGUUUUGAGAGAAUUUUCUAAUCACUGUGAAGUUAGGAUUAUUGUAGAUUGAUUUCUGAGACAAAUUUUUAGUCAAUUGGGAAGAAAGGAAAAGAGCUAGGGUUUUCAGUUCGAUUAGAGGUAUGGCGUCGUUAGACCCAGAGAUUGCUAAGACUCAGGAGGAGAGGAAGAAGAUGGAGCAGGAGCUGGCCUCUCUUUCUUCCCUUAACUAUGAUACUGAGCUUUAUGGGAAUAAUGCGAGGGAGGAUUAUGUUCAGUCGAUUCCUGUGGAUGACGAUGAAGAUAAUGCUGAUGUUAUGGACAAUGAGGUGGCCCGGAAAUUGGCCUCCUAUACGGCUCCCAAGUCUCUUUUAAAGGAAAUGCCGGGUGCUGGGGCCGACUAUGAUGAUGGGUUGAGGAAGCCACAGAGGAUUAUUGACCGUGAGGAUGAUUACCGUCGAAGGAGGCUUGAUCGUGUAAUUUCUCCAGCGAGGCAUGAUGCUUUUGCGAUGGGGGAUAAGACCCCGGAUGUUGGUACGAGGACUUAUGCAGAAGUGAUGAGGGAGGAGGCGUUGAAGAGGGAGAAGGAGGAAACGUUGAGGUUAAUUGCUAAGAAGAUGAAGGAGGAGGAGGAGCAGAAGAAGAAUAUGGGCGAGGAGAAAGGGGCUGGUGGUGGUGAUGUUGCUGCUCAAGCUCAGUCUUCACUGAAGAGGAGAAAUAGGUGGGACAAAGCACAGGAUAAGGAACCCGAUGAAAGCAUAGCAAAGAAGGCUAAAUCUUCCUCGGAUUGGGAUAUGGCCGACUCUACCCCUGGGAUUGGAAGGUGGGAUGCCACUCCGACGCCAGGGAGACUUGGUGAUGCCACACCUUCUGCUCGCAGGAAUAGGUGGGAUGAGACACCGACACCUGGCCGUUCAAACGAUUCAGAUGCUACACCAACAGCUGGUGGGGUCACUCCCGGUGCUACUCCAGCUGGAACAUGGGAUGCCACUCCAAAAAUCACGGGUAUGGCGACGCCAACACCGAAGCGGCAGAGAUCAAGGUGGGAUGAGACUCCAGCUACCAUGGAGAGCGCAACACCCAUGGCUGGGGCAACCCCUUCUGGGGCUAUGACCCCUGGUGUGACACCUCUUGGCGGGGCUGAUAUGGCUACACCUACUCCUAAUUUGCGGGGUCCUAUUACUCCUGAACAGUAUAACUUGAUGAAGUGGGAGAAGGAUAUUGAGGACAGGAACAGACCUUUGACUGAUGAAGAGCUUGAUUCCAUGUUCCCACCCGAAGGUUAUAAGAUAUUGGAUCCUCCAAAUUCGUAUGUGCCAAUUAGGACUCCGGCUAGGAAGCUCCUUGCAACACCCACUCCGAUGGGGACCCCGCUUUAUCAAAUACCAGUUGAAGACAGGGGCCAGCAGUUUGAUGUUGGGAAGGAGCCUGCUAAUGGAUUGCCAUUCAUGAAACCAGAGGAUUAUCAGAUUUUUGGGAAGUUAUUGAAUGAAGAAAAUGAGGAUGAGCUAUCACCUGAGGAACAGAAGGAAAGAAAGAUUAUGAAGCUGCUACUUAAGGUGAAGAAUGGUACCCCUCCUCAGAGAAAGACUGCAUUACGGCAACUCACUGACAAGGCUAGAGAAUUUGGUGCUGGUCUAUUGUUCAACCAGAUUUUGCCUUUGCUUAUGCAGCCGACGUUGGAGGACCAAGAACGGCACCUUCUGGUGAAAGUUAUCGACAGGGUGUUAUACAAGCUUGAUGAGUUGGUUCGACCUUUCGUGCACAAGAUUCUUGUUGUUAUUGAGCCACUCUUAAUUGAUGAAGACUACUAUGCUCGGGUUGAGGGGAGAGAAAUUAUUUCAAACUUGAGCAAAGCUGCUGGAUUGGCCACUAUGAUUGCUGCUAUGAGACCAGAUAUUGACAAUAUCGAUGAGUAUGUGAGGAAUACAACUGCAAGGGCUUUUAGUGUUGUGGCUUCAGCCCUAGGUAUUCCUGCUCUUCUGCCAUUUUUGAAGGCCGUGUGUCAAAGUAAGAAGUCAUGGCAAGCCAGACACACAGGUAUUAAGAUUGUUCAACAGAUAGCCAUUUUGAUUGGUUGUGCCGUGUUGCCACACUUGAGAUCUUUGGUAGAAAUUAUUGAACAUGGUCUCAAUGACGAGAAUCAAAAGGUCAGAACAAUUACGGCGCUGUCUCUGGCAGCUCUAGCCGAGGCUUCUGCUCCAUAUGGUAUAGAGAGUUUUGACUCUGUGUUGAAACCUUUGUGGAAAGGUAUCAGAUCACACCGUGGGAAGGUCUUGGCCGCGUUCCUGAAGUCAAUUGGUUUCAUCAUCCCAUUGAUGGAUGCUCUCUAUGCUAGCUACUAUACGAAAGAAGUCAUGUUCAUUUUAAUUCGAGAGUUCCAGUCACCAGAUGAAGAAAUGAAGAAGAUUGUUCUGAAAGUGGUUAAACAGUGUGUUAGCACCGAAGGUGUAGAGGCUGAUUACAUUAGAAGUGAUAUUCUUCCAGAGUUCUUUAAGAACUUCUGGGUUAGGAGAAUGGCACUGGACAGGAGAAACUACAAACAGCUUGUGGAAACCACGGUAGAGAUUGCAAACAAGGUCGGCGUUGCUGACAUAGUGGGUAGGAUAGUGGAGGAUCUUAAAGACGAGAGUGAACCCUAUAGGCGUAUGGUGAUGGAAACAAUAGAGAAAGUUGUGACUAACUUGGGGGCAUCUGAUAUUAAUUCCCGUUUAGAAGAGCUUCUAAUUGACGGUAUUCUUUACGCUUUUCAAGAGCAGACAAGUGAUGAUGCCAAUGUCAUGCUUAAUGGUUUCGGCGCUGUGGUUAACGCCCUCGGCCAAAGGGUCAAACCUUAUCUCCCUCAGAUAUGUGGUACAAUUAAGUGGCGUUUGAAUAACAAGAGUGCAAAGGUAAGACAACAGGCUGCGGAUCUCAUCUCCCGAAUUGCUGUGGUCAUGAAAGGGUGCGGAGAGGAGCAGCUUAUGGGUCACUUGGGUGUGGUUUUAUACGAGUACCUCGGGGAAGAAUACCCCGAGGUGUUGGGUUCAAUCUUAGGAGCGCUCAAAGCCAUUGUUAAUGUCAUUGGUAUGACUAAGAUGACUCCUCCAAUUAAAGAUCUGCUUCCUAGGUUAACUCCAAUUCUGAAGAACAGACAUGAAAAAGUGCAGGAAAACUGCAUCGAUCUCGUGGGUCGUAUUGCGGAUCGUGGAGCAGAAUUCGUUCCUGCACGAGAAUGGAUGAGGAUAUGCUUCGAACUUCUGGAAAUGCUCAAGGCUCACAAGAAAGGUAUCAGAAGAGCCACUGUCAACACAUUCGGGUACAUUGCCAAAGCUAUCGGACCUCAAGAUGUGUUAGCCACUCUCCUAAACAAUCUCAAGGUACAAGAACGUCAGAACCGUGUCUGUACAACAGUAGCCAUUGCAAUCGUUGCUGAAACGUGUUCACCUUUCACCGUUUUACCCGCCCUCAUGAAUGAAUACCGUGUUCCAGAACUCAACGUACAGAACGGUGUUCUGAAAUCUCUCUCUUUCCUCUUCGAGUAUAUCGGUGAAAUGGGGAAGGAUUAUAUCUAUGCCGUGACCCCUCUUCUCGAAGAUGCACUUAUGGACAGGGAUCUUGUUCACAGACAAACUGCAGCUUCUGCUGUGAAACACAUGGCUCUUGGUGUUGCAGGUUUAGGUUGUGAAGAUGCAUUGGUGCACCUUAUGAAUUAUGUGUGGCCUAAUAUCUUUGAAACUUCACCGCACGUUAUUAACGCUGUUACGGAAGCCAUUGAAGGGAUGAGAGUUGCUCUUGGUGCUGCUGCAGUACUGAAUUACUGUUUACAGGGUUUGUUUCACCCAGCAAGGAAAGUUAGAGAAGUUUACUGGAAGAUUUACAAUUCGCUUUAUAUUGGUGCACAGGAUGCUCUUGUUGCUGCUUAUCCCACAUUGGAGGAUGAAGGAGAGAAUGUCUAUAGUAGACCUGAGUUGUUGAUGUUUGUGUAAAGCUAGUUGCCCUGUUAGUAAUCCGAACUACUCUGUUGGUUCCUAUAUAAACUUUUUGCUUAGACAAUGUUGUUCUAAUUUUCUCGUUGCUUUUGAUCGGUUUUGUUGAGAUAACUGAAUCUUCACUCUGCAACUUUUUACCUUCAAAGCACAAAUUAUCUGCCGUCAGGGGCAUUCUGAGAAUCAAACUCAGGACCCCUUGCACCCAGAGUGAGAAUCAUACCGCUAGACCAAAAGCCCUGUUGUUGCUGUUAUGUGCUCUGAUCUUCUUCAAUUCUACUUUGACAUACCUGGACAUGUUUUCAAUAUGUUGGCGCAGGAUGAGCUAGUUUCAGUGGAUGGACUCUGUACUUCUGCUGAGAUGCUGCAAGGAUGCGGAUGCGGAUGCAGAUGCAGGUGCACAUGUUAAAGCUCAAAUUCACUUUAUAUCGGAGCACGCGAUGCUCUUUUCGCUGCUUAUCCCACAUUGGAGGAUGAAGGAGAGAAUGUCUAUAAUAGACCCGAGUUGUUGAUGUUUGUGUAAAGAUUGUUGCUCUGUUAGUAAUCGAAAUUACUGUACUCUUUUGGUUGGACAAUAUUGUUUUCAUUUCUCCCCAUUGUUUUUUAUUAGUCUUGUUAUGAUCACUGACUGAAUCUUCACUCUUUCGAAGCAUAAGUUAUAUGCUUUAUGGAAACAAGCAAUUUGAUCUAUUUGUUUCA
This is a messenger RNA of Spinacia oleracea (spinach), 4806 nucleotides long. RefSeq lists its product as uncharacterized. The coding region runs from base 283 to 4107 and encodes 1274 amino acids. The record is from RefSeq and is a predicted model, not a curated record. Gene Ontology annotation, molecular function: mRNA binding. Gene Ontology annotation, biological process: spliceosomal complex assembly. The transcript is spliced from 4 exons. NCBI's taxonomy places the organism in Eukaryota, Viridiplantae, Streptophyta, Magnoliopsida, Caryophyllales, Amaranthaceae.